Messenger RNA from Selaginella moellendorffii, 1488 nucleotides. Its product is annotated as aspartate aminotransferase, cytoplasmic. NCBI's taxonomy places the organism in Eukaryota, Viridiplantae, Streptophyta, Lycopodiopsida, Selaginellales, Selaginellaceae. The record is from RefSeq and is a predicted model, not a curated record. Gene Ontology annotation, cellular component: mitochondrion. Bases 47 to 1381 code for a protein of 444 amino acids. The transcript has 12 exons. Gene Ontology annotation, molecular function: L-aspartate:2-oxoglutarate transaminase activity; pyridoxal phosphate binding. Gene Ontology annotation, biological process: amino acid metabolic process; biosynthetic process.
UUUCCUAUUUUUCGCCCUUCACGUAUUUGGUAUUUGGGAUUUGAUCAUGGAGAGCUUUGCGCUCAAGCGGAUUGCCGCUGUCGCCAGCCAUCUCACUCCCACCGCGCCGCCACCGCAGCAGCAGCAAGCGCUCUCCAUGGAGGCCACCGCCAGCGCCGCUGCUGCAUCGGUGUUUGACCAUCUGGAGCAGGCGCCCGAGGAUCCCAUUCUAGGGAUAACUGUGGCAUACAACAAGGAUCCCCAUCCCGGGAAAGUAAAUCUUGGAGUUGGAGCUUAUCGCACUGAGGAAGGCAAGCCCCUCAUAUUGAAUGUGGUCCGACGUGCUGAGGAGCGUCUUCUAGCUGACCGCUCCAAGAACAAGGAAUAUCUGCCCAUUACUGGCCUUGCAGAUUUUAAUAAGCGAAGUGCGAUGCUCAUUCUUGGGAGCGACAGCCCCGCUGUUGUGGAAAAGAGGCUGGUAACUGCACAAUGUCUUUCUGGAACGGGCUCCUUGCGUGUAGGAGCCGAGUUUCUUGCAAGACAUUAUGGUGUGAAGCUGGUCUUUCUUCCCACCCCGACAUGGGGAAACCAUUUUAAGGUUUUUAUGAAUGCUGGACUCGCUGUUAAAACUUAUCGUUACUACGACAACAAAACCCGCGGCCUUGACUAUGAAGGUAUGCUCGAAGAUAUUGGUGCCGCGCCGAGCGGCUCGGUCAUUCUCUUGCAUGCCUGUGCUCAUAACCCCACCGGGGUGGAUCCAACACCACAGCAGUGGGAAGGAAUCCGGCAGGCAAUCCGGAAUAGGGGACAUUUACCAUUUUUUGACAGUGCUUAUCAGGGGUUUGCAAGUGGUAGCUUGGAUAAGGACGCGCUUGCGGUUCGAACCUUUGUAGCUGAUGGCGGAGAGUGCUUCAUUGCUCAAAGCUUUGCUAAAAACAUGGGACUUUAUGGUGAACGCGUUGGAGCUCUCAGCAUUGUCUCGAAAUCUAGUGGAGUUGCAACGAGGGUCGAAAGCCAGUUGAAGCUCGUCAUCAGACCAAUGUACUCAAAUCCUCCCAUUCAUGGGGCUUCAAUCGUCGCGCUUGUCCUGGGUGACGGUGAUCUCUUUUCAGAAUGGACUGUGGAGCUGAAAGGCAUGGCGGACCGAAUCAUUAGCAUGAGGCAUAAGCUCUACGAUGCUUUACGAGCUCGAGGGACCCCUGGAGAUUGGACGCACAUUCUCAAACAGAUAGGAAUGUUUUCCUUCACAGGCCUCAACAAGGAGCAAGUGCAGUUCAUGACGAGAGAAUACCGCAUCUACAUGACACUAGACGGACGCAUCAGCAUGGCCGGCCUGAGCUUGAAAACGGUACCAUUGCUCGCGGACGCAAUUCAUGCUGCCGUUACAGGGGCCAAGGCGUAACGUCUCGCAAAGGCCAUAGAAUUUUGCCAAUAAAAGCCUCUUUUUUCAGAUCAAGCCAGAGGACUCGGCAAUCAAGUCUGGAAUCUUAGCGAGGUCCUCCUCAAUUC